UUCUGGCGGUACCCAUUCACUGCAGAGGAUCUAUUGGUGAGAAAGUGAUGCAAUGCUGAAUUACUCCAAAUCUCUAAAGUCACUUUGGAUGGCUAGUGGAUCAAAGGGACGGGCUGUAUUGCCACUUUCGGUUUGAGCAGCUGUAGCUGCAGACAUUUCCAUCUCAAAGGCUUACUCGAUGCUCUCUUCCACUCCACACAAACGCACACAGGUGGAGAGUAAGGCACACCGCAAAAUGUCAGACAAAAUGUCCAGUUUCCUCCACAUCGGGGACAUCUGCUCCCUGUAUGCGGAGGGAUCCACCAAUGGAUUUAUCAGCACUUUAGGUCUGGUGGACGACCGCUGCGUGGUGCAACCAGAAUCUGGGGACCUAAACAACCCUCCUAAGAAAUUUCGAGACUGUCUGUUCAAGCUGUGUCCAAUGAACAGGUACUCAGCCCAGAAACAGUUCUGGAAAGCAGCAAAACCUGGUGGAAACAGCACCACAGACACUGUACUACUCAACAAAUUGCAUCACGCUGCUGAUUUAGAGAAGAAACAGAAUGAAUCAGAAAACCGGAAGCUGCUGGGAACGGUGAUACAGUAUGGAAAUGUUAUUCAGCUGUUGCAUUUAAAAAGCAAUAAGUACCUUACUGUGAAUAAACGGCUGCCUGCUUUGCUGGAGAAGAACGCCAUGCGUGUGACGCUGGACUCUGCUGGAAAUGAAGGCUCCUGGUUUUACAUCCAGCCCUUUUACAAACUCCGCUCCAUAGGAGACAGUGUUGUGAUUGGGGAUAAAGUAGUUUUGAAUCCCGUAAACGCAGGACAGCCUCUACAUGCCAGCAGCCAUCAGCUGGUGGACAAUCCUGGCUGCAAUGAGGUGAACUCAGUGAACUGCAACACUAGCUGGAAGAUUGUUUUAUUUAUGAAAUGGAGUGACAACAAGGAAAUCAUUCUUAAAGGGGGUGAUGUGGUUCGACUGUUUCAUGCCGAGCAAGAGAAGUUUCUCACUUGCGAUGAACACAGGAAGAAGCAAUACGUGUUCCUGCGAACCACCGGCCGCCAGUCCGCCACCUCUGCUACCAGCAGCAAAGCACUGUGGGAAGUGGAGGUGGUUCACCAUGACCCGUGUCGCGGUGGCGCUGGUUACUGGAAUAGUCUUUUCAGGUUUAAACACCUGGCCACAGGACACUACCUGGCAGCAGAGGUGAGUGAGGUGUGUUCUACUAGCUCGGGACCCUCCCUCAGCUGUUCCCAGAUCAGCACUAACCUCUCUCACUGGCUGGACUCGGAGCUUGAAGCUCUGCGAGCACGUCUGCGAACACCCAACGAGAAGGUCCUGUACACCCUUGUGUCCGUCCCUGAUGGCAAUGACAUCUCCUCCAUAUUUGAGCUGGAUCCCACCACCCUCAGAGGAGGAGACUCCCUCGUCCCCAGGAGCUCGUAUGUGAGACUGAGGCACUUGUGCACCAAUACAUGGGUCCACAGCACCAACAACCCCAUAGACAAAGAGGAGGAGAAGCCAGUUAUGUUACGGAUUGGCACAUCUCCGAUCAAAGAAGAUAAAGAGGCCUUCGCCAUUGUGCCAGUCCCUCCUGCGGAGGUGAGGGACCUAGACUUUGCCAACGAUGCCAGUAAAGUGUUGGCAUCCAUCGCUGGCAAGCUAGAGAAGGGCACCAUCACCCAGAAUGAAAGAAGGUUUGUCACUAAGCUUCUUGAGGACCUUGUGUUUUUCGUGGUGGACAUUCCCAACAAUGGCCAGGAUGUUUUGGAGAUCAUGGUCAAUAAACCCAACCGUGAACGGCAGAAACUCAUGAGAGAGCAAAAUAUCUUAAAACAGAUCUUUAAGCUGCUUCAGGCCCCAUUCACAGACAGCGGUGAUGGUCCCAUGUUGCGUCUGGAGGAGCUGGGUGACCAGAGACACGCGCCCUUCAGGCACAUCUGCAGACUAUGCUACCGUGUGCUGCGACAUUCACAGCAGGACUACAGGAAGAACCAGGUGGGUCUGCAGGAGCACCAGCCGACAUGGGAGCAUCUCUGGUUCAACCUUAAACCUCACAGACCUCAUACAAUCAUUUAUAUGAUAUUUAACGAACAUUUCAAUAUUAUGCUGGUGUUGUCUCGGUUUGAGGUGGAGUCUGGAGAGGGUCCAGUGGAGUCAGAGGAGGAUGAGGAGGAGGUGUGGUUGUUUUGGAAGGACAGCGGUAAGGAGAUCAAGAGUAAGAGUAUCAGAGAGCUGGCACAGGAUGCUAAAGAAGGCCAGAAAGAUGACCAGGAUGUCAUUAGCUACUACAGAUACCAGCUGAACCUGUUUGCACGUAUGUGUUUGGACCGCCAGUACUUGGCCAUAGAGAAGAUAUCAGGCCAGCUGGAUGUAGACCUGAUCCUGCGCUGCAUGUCGGAUGAAGACCUACCCUACGACCUCCGUGCCUCGUUCUGCCGGCUGAUGCUUCACAUGCAUGUAGACCGUGACCCGCAGGAACAAGUGAUGCCUGUGAAGUACGCCAGGCUGUGGUCCGAGAUCCCGUCCAAAAUCGCCAUAGAUGAUUAUGAUAAUGAUGGAACCAGUAGAGAUGAGAUAAAGGAGCGCUUUGCCCUCACUAUGGACUUUGUGGAGAACUACCUCAGAGAUGUGGUCUGUCAGAAUAUUCCUUUCUCUGAUAAGGAGAAAAACAAACUGACUUUUGAGGUUGUGAACUUGGCAAGAAACCUGAUUUACUUUGGCUUUUACAACUUCAGCGACUUGUUGCGUUUGACUAAGAUCUUGUUGGCCAUUUUGGACUGUGUUCAUGUCAGCACCAUCUAUCCCGUCAACAAAAUGGAAAAAGGAGAUGAGUCCAAAAGUAGCAAUGUAAUGAGAUCCAUCCAUGGCGUUGGGGAGCUGAUGACCCAGGUGGUCCUAAGAGGAGGCGGAUUCUUACCCACAACCCCCACAACACCCCCUGAUGGUGAUGUGGUGAAGACCCAGACAGAACCAGAGAAGGAAGACAUUCUGGUAAUGGACACCAAACUGAAGAUCAUAGAAAUCCUACAGUUUAUACUGAAUGUACGACUGGACUACAGGAUCUCCUGCUUGCUCUGCAUCUUCAAACGUGAGUUUGACGAGAGCAACACACAAGUGGAUGCAGUGCCAGCUGCGAAUGCAGAUGGGCCCAACUGUAUCCCAGCUCUGGACUUUGAGAACAUUGAAGAACAAGCAGAAGGAAUUUUUGGUGGAAGUGAGGAGAACACACCUCUGGAUCUUGAUGACCAUGGUGGAAGAACAUUUUUGAGGGUUCUGCUGCACCUCACUAUGCACGACUAUCCACCGCUUGUGUCUGGAGCCCUACAUUUGCUCUUCAGACACUUCAGCCAGAGACAAGAAGUGCUCAUGGCUUUCAAACAGGUUCAGCUUCUAGUGACCAGUCAGGAUGUUGACAACUACAAGCAGAUCAAAUCAGACCUUGACCAGCUGCGAUCUAAUGUGGAAAAAUCUGAGCUCUGGGUGUACAAGCGACAGGGGGAUGAAGGCAUGGAUGCAGGAGACGGACUCCCAGCAGAGUCUGACCACAAAAAGAAGAGGGACUCUGGUUCGGGCAAAAAAAAGACAGAUGGAAGUGGCAGUGACAAUUACGGAGAUGUGAAGGAGAUUCUGCUGCGUCUCAGCAAACUUUGUGUACAGGAAGGACCAUCAGGGAAGAAGAGUAAGAAACAGCAGCAGAGGUUGUUGAGGAACAUGGGAGCUCAUUCAGUGGUGCUUGAGCUGCUGCAGAUCCCUUAUGAGAAGGGUGAGGACGUUCGAAUGCAAGAAAUUAUGAAACUGGCUCACGAGUUUCUUCAGAACUUCUGUGCAGGCAACCAGCAGAACCAGGCUCUGCUCCACAAACACAUCAACCUGUUCCUCAACCCUGGGAUCCUGGAGGCCAUCACCAUGCAGCACAUCUUCAUGAACAACUUCCAGCUUUGCAGUGAGAUGAACGAGCGCGUCGUGCAGCACUUCGUCCACUGCAUCGAGACCCACGGCAGACACGUGCAGUACCUGAAGUUCCUGCAGACCAUCGUCAAGGCCGAGAACAAAUUUAUCAAAAAAUGCCAGGAUAUCGUAAUGGCUGAGUUGGUGAACUCUGGAGAGGAUGUGCUGGUCUUUUAUAAUGACCGGGCCUCCUUCCAGACUCUGGUCCAGAUGAUGCGUUCGGAGCGUGACCGGAUGGAUGAAAACAGCCCUCUCAUGUACCACAUCCACCUGGUGGAGCUGCUGGCCGUCUGCACGGAGGGCAAAAAUGUCUACACCGAGAUCAAGUGCAACUCCUUGCUGCCGUUGGACGAUAUUGUCCGUGUGGUUACACACAAAGACUGCAUCCCUGAGGUCAAAAUUGCAUAUAUCAACUUCCUGAACCAUUGCUACGUGGACACAGAGGUCGAAAUGAAGGAGAUCUACACAAGCAACCACAUGUGGAAGCUCUUUGAGAACUUUCUGGUCGACAUAUGCAGGGUCUGCAACAAUACAAGUGACCGCAAACAUGCUGACACGACGUUAGAAAGCUACGUGACAGAAACCGUGAUGAGUAUUGUGACGACAUUUUUCAGCUCCCCUUUCUCCGACCAAAGCACUAGUUUACAGGUGGCACAUCAAAUGCAUGCCUCCAUUUUAGGCAAAAUAACUGAGACCCGGCAGCCUGUGUUUGUGCAGCUCCUGCAGGGGGUUUUCAGAGUUUACCACUGUAACUGGCUCGUUCCUGCCCAGAAAGCCUCAGUGGAGAGCUGUAUUAAGGUUCUGUCUGAUGUGGCCAAGAGCAGAGCGAUCGCCAUCCCUGUGGAUUUGGACAGCCAGGUGAACAACCUGUUUGUGAAGUCCAACAAUGUGGUACAGAAAACCAUCCUCAAUUGGAGGAUGUCAGCUCGCAACGCGUCCAGAAGAGACUCAACGCUCACCACUUCCAAAGAUUACAGGAACAUCAUUGAGAGGCUGCAGGACAUCGUGUCUGCUCUGGAGGAUCGUCUGCGGCCGCUGGUUCAAGCUGAGCUCUCGGUGUUGGUGGACGUACUGCAUCGCCCAGAGCUGCUCUUCCCCGAAAACACAGAUGCUCGACGGAAAUGCGAGAGCGGAGGCUUCAUUUCUAAAUUAAUCAAACACACUAAACAGCUUUUAGAGGAGAACGAGGAGCGUUUGUGUAUAAAAGUUCUGCAGACACUUCGAGAAAUGAUGACGAAGGACCGCGGCUAUGGGGAGAAGCUAAUUGCCUUUGAUGAUGAGCUGGAUGUGGCUGAGGGGGAGCUGUGGACACAUCCGUCCCUGCAGCACGCCGCUGUCCCAGUUUCCUCGCCUUCGUGCAGCACGAUUCCUGGACUCCUGCCAGCUCGCAACCAGAGCUUGCACCCCCACCAGAACCAGAGGUCCCAGCAGAGGUGUGUCCAACACAUAUUCACCCUCCCAGCCAACCUUGGGCUGGGAUGUGGGAAUAUGGGUUGUUGCAGUCACGCCUGUCUGCUCCCAAACACACUGACUAAUGUUCUCAGUCUUGACCCCUUUCUUUUUUUAUGCUUCUCAUUUUUCUUCCCUCCUUUUUGCUUUCUGCUAACUCACGUCACUCAGGAGUUUGAUCCAAACCAGCCCCAGAAGCAACUGGAGGAUCAGAGAAGGAGUGAAGAUUUGAGGCAAGUCCUGGUGAACCGUUACUAUGGCAACUUCAAGCCGGGAGGCAGGCGAGACAGUUUGACCAAUUUCAGCAACGGGCCGCUCACCCCCGGCGGGCAGUCCAAGACUCCUACAGGAGGUGGUGGAGGUUCAGUGGGCAGUCGAGGGGAGAUUAGCCUGGCAGAAGUGCAGUGUCAUCUGGACAGAGAAGGUGCGUCUGACCUGGUCAUUGACCUCAUCAUGAACGCCACGAGUGACCGAAUCUUCCAGGAAAGCAUCCUGCUGGCCAUCGCUCUGCUGGAGGGAGGGAACCCUGUCAUACAGCGGUCAUUUUUCUGCCGUCUGACAGGCGACAGUAAGUCAGAGAAGUUCUUCAAAGUGUUUUACGAGCGGAUGAAGCUGGCCCAGCAAGAGAUCAAGGCAACUGUGACGGUGAACACCAGCGAUCUGGGCAGCAAGCGCAAAGACGAGGACGCCAACGACAAGGACAACCAAACACGCAAGAAAGUCAAGGAGGUGGCUGUAGUGACCGAAGAAAUGCGAGAGCAGCUUCUUGAAGCAUCUACGGCCACAAAGAAGGCCUUCACCGCUUACCGAAGGGAGGCGGACGCCGACGAGCAUCAGAAUGUGGCGGAGGGGCAGAGCAGCACAGGCGAGAAGAACCAGGAUGACAACGAGAUGAGCGUCAUCAUAACCAUCAUGCAGCCAAUCCUGCGCCUCCUGCAGCUGCUUUGUGAAAACCACAACCGUGAACUGCAGAACUUCCUUCGCUGUCAGAACAACAAAAACAACUACAACCUGGUGUGUGAGACGCUGCAGUUCCUGGAUUGUAUAUGUGGCAGCACUACAGGAGGUCUGGGGCUGCUGGGGCUUUAUAUUAACGAGAAGAACGUCGCUCUCAUAAACCAGACUGUGGAGAGCCUGACAGAGUACUGCCAAGGGCCUUGCCAUGAAAACCAGAACUGCAUUGCCACGCAUGAAUGUAACGGCAUUGACAUCAUCAUCGCUCUCAUCCUCAAUGACAUCAACCCUCUGGGAAAGAAGAGGAUGGACUUGGUCCUGGAGCUCAAGAAUAACGCCUCAAAACUGCUGCUUGCCAUCAUGGAAAGCCGCCACGACAGUGAGAAUGCGGAGAGAAUCCUGUAUAACAUGAGGCCUAAAGAACUGGUGGAGGUGAUCAAAAAGGCCUACAUGCAGGGAGAGAUUGAAGUAGAACACAACGAGGAUGAUGAGAAUGGCGAGGAAGAGCACGCCGCUUCUCCACUAAAUGUGGGUCACAACAUCUACAUCCUGGCCCAUCAGGUGACGCACACAAAUAUGCACUUACACAUCGUCCGCCUGGAUCGCACAAUGGAGCAGAUCGUUUUUCCCGUCCCCAACAUAUGCGAGUUCCUAACCCAGGAGUCCAAGCUCCGUGUCUAUUACACCACAGAGCGCGAUGAGCAGGGCAGCAAGAUCAACGACUUCUUCUUACGCUCUGAAGACCUCUUCAAUGAAAUGAACUGGCAGAAGAAGCUGCGAGCUCAGCCCAUCCUGUACUGGUGUUCCCGUAACAUGUCCUUUUGGAGCAGCAUCUCCUUUAAUCUUGCCGUCCUCAUGAACCUGUUGGUAGCAUUCUUCUAUCCACUGGAAGGAGUGCGCGGAGGCACCCUGGAGCCACACCUCUCUGCACUGCUUUGGGCGGCAAUGUUGGUUUCACUGGCCAUAGUUAUAGUGCUACCCCAACCUCAUGGGAUUCGGGCGCUCAUCGCUUCCACCAUAUUACGCCUCAUAUUUUCGGUCGGCCUGGAGCCCACACUGUUUCUUCUCGGGGCCUUCAAUGUGUGCAAUAAAGUGAUUUUUCUAAUGAGUUUCGUGGGAAAUCGCGGUACGUUCACGAGAGGAUACAAGGCCAUGAUCAUGGAUGUGGAGUUCCUGUAUCAUCUGCUUUACCUCAUUAUAUGCAGCCUUGGAGUCUUUGUUCAUGUCUUCUUCUACAGCUUGCUUCUCUUUGACCUGAUCUACCGAGAGGAGACGCUGUUAAACGUCAUCAAGAGCGUAACCAGGAAUGGCCGCUCGAUCGUUUUGACCGCCGUGCUGGCUCUCAUCCUGGUCUACCUCUUCUCCAUAGUUGGAUACAUCAUCUUCAAGGAUGACUUCAUCCUGACCGUGGACAGGAUAUCCAAUAAAACUCUUGAGCAAUCCGCCAGUAAGAUGGGAGAGUUCCUGGCAGGCGCGGUGUGUCGGAAAGAAGAGAACUGUUCCACGGAGACCAUGAUGGAUGCUGUAGGAGUACAGUCGACCGCUGUUGUGAUUGAGGAUAAGGAGAGGACGUGCGACUCGCUACUCAUGUGUAUCGUCACUGUCUUGAGCCACGGUCUGAGGAGCGGCGGUGGGGUUGGAGAUGUUUUGCGGAAACCUUCUAAAGAGGAGCCUCUAUUUGCAGCACGUGUGAUCUACGACCUCCUCUUCUUCUUCAUGGUGAUCAUCAUCGUCCUCAACCUCAUUUUUGGAGUCAUCAUUGACACCUUUGCUGACCUCAGAAGUGAAAAGCAGAAGAAAGAGGAGGUUCUGAAAACGACUUGCUUUAUUUGUGGUUUGGAGAGGGACAAGUUUGACAACAAAACAGUGACGUUUGAGGAGCACAUUAAGGUGGAGCACAACAUGUGGCAUUAUCUCUUCUUCAUCGUGCUGGUGAAAGUGAAAGACUCCACGGAGUUCACAGGGCCAGAGAGCUAUGUGGCCGAAAUGAUCCGGGAACUCAACUUGGACUGGUUUCCACGCAUGCGGGCCAUGUCGCUGGUUAGCAGCGAUGCCGAGGGCGAACAGAACGAGAUCAGGAAUCUUCAGGAGAAACUUGAAUCCACCAUGAAGCUGGUCUCGAACCUGUCAGGCCAACUGACUGAACUGAAAGAGCAGAUGACAGAGCAGAGGAAACAGAAACAGAGGAUCGGGCUAUUGGGACACCCCCAACACAUGAACGUGAACCCCCAGCAGCCCGCCUGAACCCCCAUUCCAC
Sinocyclocheilus grahami is the source of this 8591-nucleotide messenger RNA. RefSeq names its product inositol 1,4,5-trisphosphate receptor, type 1b (gene itpr1b). Gene Ontology annotation, biological process: calcium ion transmembrane transport. The record is from RefSeq and is a predicted model, not a curated record. Gene Ontology annotation, molecular function: inositol 1,4,5 trisphosphate binding; inositol 1,4,5-trisphosphate-gated calcium channel activity. Gene Ontology annotation, cellular component: endoplasmic reticulum; membrane. The transcript has 63 exons. Bases 179 to 8578 code for a protein of 2799 amino acids. Lineage: Eukaryota; Metazoa; Chordata; Actinopteri; Cypriniformes; Cyprinidae.